Molecule: messenger RNA, 1806 nt
Organism: Cladophialophora yegresii CBS 114405
Lineage: Eukaryota; Fungi; Ascomycota; Eurotiomycetes; Chaetothyriales; Herpotrichiellaceae
Exons: 1
Coding region: 1-1806 (601 amino acids)
Biological process (GO): phospholipid transport; mitochondrion organization
Cellular component (GO): ERMES complex
Molecular function (GO): lipid binding
Source: RefSeq, a predicted model, not a curated record
AUGGCCUUCAACUUCAACUGGUCGCCGCUCUCGACUGAUGCAGGCUUCCUCCCCCGGGCCCAAGAACUUCUCACCAAUGCCCUCAAUCGCGCCGACCCCAAACCUGCCAUCAUUGUCGACGACAUCAUUGUCAAUGAGCUCAACCUUGGCAAUGUGCCUCCCGAGUUGGAAAUAUUGGAGAUUGGGGAUUUGGCAGAGGAUCGGUUCCGCGGCACUUUCAAGAUGAUGUACAAGGGGAACGCAUAUCUGACGUUGAAGACAAAAGUUCAGGCCAAUCCGUUGAAUACCUAUCUACGGACGCGGUCUGCAUUUGCGACACCACAACCGCUGGCUGCGGAUACAGGGUUGACUAUACCGCUCCAGAUCACGUUAUCCGAGUUCCGCUUGUCCGGAUUUAUCAUUUUGGUCUUCUCACGGCAGAAGGGGUUGACACUGGUCUUUCGAAAUGAUCCGCUCGAGUCACUGCGCGUGUCCUCGACUUUCGACUCGAUACCAUUCGUGGCGAAUUUCCUGCAAAAAGAGAUCGAAACACAGUUGAGAGGGUUGUUGAUGGACGAGCUGCCAGCGAUCAUCCAUCGGCUCUCACUACAACUACUCGUUCCAGAGCGCAACGCGAGCGAAGAACGCAAACUCUCGGCAGUCCCGGUAUCGAAGGACGAAGUCGUCAUUGAUCCACUAGCCAGCCCCCCACAAGAUCCCGUCGACUCUACCGGAGCAGUCCUGACUCCUGCAGAGGUUGCUUCCUUAUCGCUCGACUCGUCAAUUGAAACCCAGUCGCUGUUCUCGCGCAAGAAUCUCAUCCGCCUGGCCACUCUGACCGACUCGCAUAGGACUUUGUCGCUUUUCACGCCGUCGAUUCGCGACGCUGUCUUUCGAGCCUGGACAGGGCCGCUGGAACGGGGAGAGAUGCCAGGUCUUUUGACCCGGACAACAACCCCCGCCCUGUCCAGGACUCACUCGUACGCAGGCAGUCUCAGCACCACUACUGGCUAUACCUUCGACAGCGGUUCUGCCAGACCGACUUUGCACAGCCAUGUUUCUUCAAGUCAUGGCUUGAGCAUGAAUAGUGGCAGACAGGGCCACCGAACACGGAAGAGAAAGAAGCGCGUUGUUGAUUUACGCCCGCAUCCAGAGACAGGAGAACCGGAAAUGGUGGUCGAUGAUGGUUCCACAGCGGACUCGGCGAGUGUUUCCGAAAGCACCUCCACCGCGGCGUCUGUAUUCUCAGCGCCCGCGGCUACCAUGUCCUCGGAUGCCAGCCAAGGUCUUAAUCCUGUCACGCCACCGAGGAGUCCCACGUCGAUCCAGCGAAGUGCAGCGUUAGCGGCCGUCAGACAGAGUCUUACUGAUGGUGCUCCCGGGCCGAGCAUUUCCGUCGACCGUGACGAGCCCCCUAUGGACGUCCACCAAACACCGCGGGCUAAGGACGCCAACGCGACCAUUCGCCUACGUUCGCGGAGAACCAUACCCGCCACUUCCGACGAUGACGAGACGCCUCGAGCAUCGAUGUACUUGGCGGGUCAAAAGGCGCCAGCCGCACCUGUUGCCAGUGACACAACAACAGCUGCAGGCGAAAAGACAGCCGUCCCAGCUCGAGCAGGGCCGUCUCGUCCAGGGUUUCCGAAUUUCAUGCAGUACGUCACGAGCUCCACCAACGCCACCUCUAUCGCGGAGCAAGCGUGGAUGAUGAAAAUGGCAAACGAAAUGGCCCGGCGGUACGAGGAGGAACGGCUGAAAGGGAGCUUUGGCCUGGCUUCUCCAAGAGAAGAAGACGCGAAUCCUCCUCCGCCUGCUUAUGCGCAAUGA